AUGAUUGCUUCACAGUAUCUCUCUGCUCUCACUUUCGUGCUUCUGUUUAAAGAAAGUAGAACCUGGUCUUACCACGCAUCCACGGAAAUCAUGACUUUUGAGGCGGCCAGAGAUUAUUGCCAGAAAACUUACACAGCUCUAGUUGCAAUUCAAAACCAGGAAGAGAUUGAAUACCUGAACUCCACAUUCAGCCACUCACCGAGUUACUACUGGAUUGGAAUCAGAAAGAUCAACGGUACAUGGACCUGGAUAGGGACCAAUAAGUCUUUGACUAAAGAAGCCACAAACUGGGCUCCAGGUGAACCGAACAAUAAGCAAACUGAUGAGGACUGUGUAGAGAUCUACAUUAAGAGAGAAAAGGACUCAGGCAAGUGGAAUGAUGAGAACUGCACCAAAAAGAAGUUCGCCUUGUGUUACAAAGCUGCCUGUACCCCCACAUCCUGCAGCAGCCAUGGUGAAUGUGUGGAGACCAUCAACAACCACACUUGCCAGUGCCACCCUGGCUUCAAGGGCCUCAGGUGUGAGCAAGUUGUGACCUGUCAGGCACAGAAACAUCCUGAGCAUGGGCAUCUGGUUUGCAACCCUUUGGGGAAAUUCACCUACAACUCUUCCUGCUCCAUCAGCUGUGCAGAGGGCUACCUCCCAAGCAGCACAGAGGCCGCUCGGUGCAUGUCCUCUGGAGAAUGGAGCACUCCUCUCCCAAAAUGCAACGUGGUUCAGUGUGAUGCUUUGUCAAAUCCAGACAACGGAGCUGUAAACUGUUCCCAAAACCAUGGAAGCCUCCCAUGGAACACUACCUGUACGUUUGAGUGUCAGGAAGGAUAUAAACUCACUGGACCCCAGCACUUACAGUGUACCUCCUCUGGGAUUUGGGACAACAAGCAGCCAACAUGUAAAGCUGUAACCUGUGCAGCCAUCAGCCAUCCUCAGAACGGCACUGUGAAAUGUAGCCACUCCUUGGUUGGAGAGUUUGCCUUCAAGUCAUCCUGCCACUUCACCUGUGCAGAGGGCUUCGCGUUGCAGGGGCCAGCCCAGGUUGAAUGCACUGCCCAGGGACAAUGGACACAGCAGGUCCCAGUUUGUGAAGUGGUACGAUGUUCACGUUUGGACGUUUCUGGAAAGCUCAACAUGAACUGCAAUGGGGAGCCCAUGCUUGGCACUGAGUGCAUGUUUGCAUGUCCUGAAGGAUGGACGCUCAAUGGCUCUGUAGCGCUGACCUGUGGUGCUACAGGGCACUGGUCUGGGAUGCUGCCAACCUGUGAAGCUCCCACUGUGUCCCAAACUCCCUUGGCAGUUGGACUUUCUACUGCUGGAGUCUCCCUUGUGACAAUACCAUCAUUUCUCUUCUGGCUUCUGAAACGCCUUCAGAAGAAAGCAAAAAAAUUUUCUCCUGCCAGCAGCUGCUCAAGCCUGAAAUCAAAUGGAUGCUACUCAACACCUUCCGAGUUAGUUUAA
Molecule: messenger RNA, 1455 nt
Organism: Budorcas taxicolor (takin)
Lineage: Eukaryota; Metazoa; Chordata; Mammalia; Artiodactyla; Bovidae
Gene: SELE
Product: selectin E
Exons: 10
Coding region: 1-1455 (484 amino acids)
Biological process (GO): heterophilic cell-cell adhesion; leukocyte tethering or rolling; response to cytokine
Cellular component (GO): external side of plasma membrane; membrane
Molecular function (GO): oligosaccharide binding; sialic acid binding
Source: RefSeq, a predicted model, not a curated record